AUGACUGCCGUCUUAAUCUCAGGGGCGACAGGAAAGCAAGGAGGCUCGCUCAUCAGAAGCCUCGUCUCGCGCAACGCCCCGUUCGAGAUCCUAGCCGUCACGCGAAAUCCGGCAUCUGCGUCCGCCCAGAAGCUCAAGGCCCUAUCAUCCAACAUCAAGCUUGUCGAGGGCGACCUAGACAACCCGACCGGCAUCUUUCAAAAGGCGCAAAGCCUGACUUCGGUCCCUAUCUGGGGUGUCUACAGUGUGCAGACAGCCAUUGGCAACGGCGCCAAAGAAGAAGUCCAAGGCAAAGCCCUCGUCGACGAGGCCAUCCGACAGAAUGUCAAGUUCUUCGUAUUUAGCUCCGUUGAUCGCGGUGGCGAGGAACGCUCAUACACCAACCCAACUAAGAUUCCUCAUUUCAUCAAAAAGCAUAACAUCGAACACCACCUCGUCAAUAGUGCCAAAAGAAGUGAGAUGGAGUGGACGAUCUUGAGACCGACCGCGUUCUACGAGAACCUUACCCCGGACUUCUUCGGCAGGGUCUUCGCAACUUGUUUCAAGAUGGCAUUGAAAGGAAAGGCCCUGCAGCUUGUCGCUACGAGUGAUAUUGGCUAUUUCGGGGCUGAUGCUUUUCUCAAUCCGGAGCAGUAUAAGGGCAAGGGAAUUUCCCUGGCGGGUGAUGAGUUGACCUUUGAUCAAAUGGAGCAGGUUUUUGUGAAGACGACGGGGAAUAGUCUACCAAUGGCUAACAAACUUGUUUGCUCUAUCUUUAUGGCCCUCAUGAAGGACAUGGGAUAUAUGUUCAAAUGGUUUCACGAUGAGGGCUAUGGGGUCGAUAUUCGGAAACUGCGCGAAAUCAAUCCUUCCAUGAAGAACUUUGAGACAUGGCUUGAGAAAGAGAGUGGGUUUUCAAAAUGA
Aspergillus melleus is the source of this 903-nucleotide messenger RNA. RefSeq lists its product as uncharacterized. NCBI's taxonomy places the organism in Eukaryota, Fungi, Ascomycota, Eurotiomycetes, Eurotiales, Aspergillaceae. Bases 1 to 903 code for a protein of 300 amino acids. The transcript has 2 exons. The record is from RefSeq and is a predicted model, not a curated record.